AUGAGAUUCGGCAUACUCCAACUGGUGUUCCUCGUGGUGCUUGCCGCGUUCACGUUCGCCCUCCCCGUGCAAACGGUGGAAGAGGACACUCAGCUCACGUUCCUCAACGACUUAUUCGCCCGGGAUAUCGGCAUGGAGAUCCCUCGUGAUGUCGAAGAGAACUGGGCCCUCGUCCAACGGGGGAUCGAAGAAGGCUACUACGACGUCGAUGUGCUUGCCAAGAGAGAAGUCAAGGUCUUGACCGAUCUUUUCCUCUCGAUGAACAAGACCGGUGCCGGUGUCCAAUUAAUCAAGGGCUUCGCCACUAACCCUGUCACUCAGCUGACCACCAUCCAGGCGGUGGUGUCGUUUAUCAAGACCCAAGACUUGGGCAAGUUGCUUAAGGCCGCUGCCGACUCCGGCUUGGCUACCGACAUUGUGUUGAUGCUCUUUACCCACAUGGAAGCCUUCAAGGGGCUUGUCAAAGUGGGUAAGGCUUUGUUCACUCAAGGGAUCAUCAAGUUCAAGCGUGACGCCUUCAUGAAGCGCGACGGGUUCGCCAAGCGUGACAUCUUCGGCUCCAUCUGGAACGGGAUCCAAAACAUCUUCGGCUGGGGCUCGUCGGGCUCGUCGGGGUCGACUCAGCAGCAGUCUACUCCCACCACCAAGGCCACCGCCACCGCCACCGCCCAACAACAACAGCAACAGACUCAACAGACUCAGCAAGGUGCCACUCCUCCCCCUACCCCUGCUCCUCCCAGAUCGAGUCAAACCGGUACCGUCCCCGCCAUUGUUCUCUCGGGCUCGGCCGUCACCAACUUGGGUGAACUGAAGAUCACCGCCUCGGCUGUCCCCGCCCAAGGGUCGGUGUCGCUGGGUAUCUCGGUGGCUCCCCCCAACUCGGCCUCGGUGGCUCAACAAGCCGGUGAAUUGGCCACCGCUGCCGGUGUCAACACCAACGCUCCCUUGCCCACUUUCGACGCCAACGCCAUCCCCACCGGGGAACUGGCUGCCGCUGACGCCAUCAAGAUGUUCAACCAAUUGCAAGGCAACAACCCUGCCCCCGUCACCGUUUCCAACACCGCCGGCCAAGUCGUCACCGUGGCACCCGCCGGUAUCUUCGGUAACAUCAUCGGUGGCAUCAUCUCGGGUGUUGGUGGUGUGGUUGACGGUGUUGGCCAAGUGGUUGGCGGUAUCGUUUCCGGUGUCGGUGGUGUGGUGUCCGGUAUCUUCGACGGUGUUGGCCAAGUCGUCACUGGUGUCACCAAGACGUUGAUGGGGAUCUUGGACAACGCUCAAAAGACGUUGUUCACCGGGCUCCUUAACGCCAUCAACUUGGCGGGUUCGUUCGAUGACAUCUGUGUGUCGUUGCAAAAGUCGGGCUUCGGGGUGCUGGUUGCCUACUCGUUGUUCGCCGACAGCGAGAUGCACGACUUUGACCUCAAGACGGUGAAGGCCGCCAUUGACCAGGACGCUCUUUCUUUGCUGAGAAUCCUCUCGGCGGCGUCGUCGCUGGGCAUCGUCACCAGGGUCAUCACCGACCUCUUCUCGAGCUCCAAGAACUCGUCGAUCACCUUCUCGUUCUUCGUCCAGGUGUUGUUCAACUUCAAGUCGAUUUUCUUCUCUUAG
Molecule: messenger RNA, 1608 nt
Organism: Diutina rugosa
Lineage: Eukaryota; Fungi; Ascomycota; Pichiomycetes; Serinales; Debaryomycetaceae
Exons: 1
Coding region: 1-1608 (535 amino acids)
Source: RefSeq, a predicted model, not a curated record